Molecule: messenger RNA, 366 nt
Organism: Protopolystoma xenopodis
Lineage: Eukaryota; Metazoa; Platyhelminthes; Monogenea; Polystomatidea; Polystomatidae
Source: the annotation of a GenBank genome assembly
AUGAAGAGAUUAAUUAGGAAACCUCCCAUUGGUAGUGUCUACUAUGCUCAACCCGGACAAGUGCCUCAGCCUUCAUCUCAACCCCCAGCACAGCAGCAACCUCAGUCACAACACGCAGGCUCCGUUCAACAGCAAGCUCAGUCGGUUUGUAUCCAACCUCAGUCACAAACUCUUUUGCCGCAAGUAACCGGGCCCUCACUUCCAUCCAGCCUGCCACAGAGCGUACCAAGUACGAUCAACCAGAUUAUGCAAAGCGUCUCUUCCUCCACCACUGGAGUCCCGCCAGGAGGCCCCGUAACAGUUCCGUCUGUCAGCAUUGUUGCAACUGCCGGUGAGACUCCAUCUGACAUUAUCUAUUGCUCUUGA